Lathyrus sativus (Indian pea) is the source of this 582-nucleotide messenger RNA. Lineage: Eukaryota; Viridiplantae; Streptophyta; Magnoliopsida; Fabales; Fabaceae. The record is from the annotation of a GenBank genome assembly.
AUGGCAAUGAUGAAGUCCGGUUUCUUCUUGUUCAUGUCAAUUCUCUUUCUCACCUCUUCAUUGUCAUAUGGUUACAAGUUCAACGUUGGUGGCAAAGAUGGCUGGGCUGUGAAACCCUCACCAUGGUACAGUCCUUGGGCUCACAAAAACAGGUUUCAAAUCAAUGAUACACUCUAUUUCAAGUAUAACAAAGGAUCUGAUUCAGUGUUGGUGGUAAAUAACCAAGACUACAAUUCAUGUAAUACCAACAAUCCAAUUCUCAAAAUGGACGGUGGAAACUCAAUCUUCAAAUUUGAGAAAUCUGGUCCUUUUUUCUUCAUUAGUGGAAAUGUUGAAAAUUGCCAAAAAGGUGAAAAACUAAUUGUGGUGGUUUUGUCUCCAAACCACCAUCGCAAACAACAUGGUGGUCCAUCAUCAUCACCAACUCCGGCUGAUUCACCGGCAGAGAAUACUCAUUCACCAAAUUCAACCGUUGAUAAUACUCCGGCGAAUUCUCCGGCGCCUUCGGGUUCAACUAUGUUAAGUGGUUCUAUUGGUGUUUGUGUCGGGUUGGCUUUAGUGUUAGGAAGCUUUGUUUUCUAA